AGUUUUCAGUGCGAACAGAGUGAAGUCAAGAAUCUCAUAGGGAGGAGACGCGUAGGGAAAGUGUCCAGCAGGGGGCUCACUUAAUGGCUUCGCAUGGUACCAUUGCAGUUUUUUUGUUUCUUGCAGAUGGAUUUGGAAAAGUUGAGGCAGGCCCGUCUUCAACGGUAUAGUGGCGUGACAAGCACAAUAGUGAAUGAUGCUGAUAUUAGUGCUGGCGAAACUGCCUCUGCAGGUGGUAAUGUGGAGGAGGCGGAACCAACGCAAGCUGUGGUCAGCGAGCUUGUGUACUCCAGCCUUGUGCCCUCCUCAAACGAUGUUAUUGCGGGGACCCUUACCGAGAUACGGGACCUCCUGUUGCAACUUCCAGCAAAUAUUGCAGCCGCUUUGGCAGGUUCCAUCCCUGCUGCUGUUCAAUCAGUAUCUGCUGCAGCUCCCUCACCUGCACCCCUGCAAGCAACUGUUGCAGCAUCCCUACAAGUACCUCAUACAGCACCUCCGCCACUGCAAGCACCUGUUGCAGCAUCCCUACAAGUACCAGCACCUCCGCCACUGCAACCACCUGCAGCACCUCUACCUUCUCUGCAAGGGGCAAUGCAAAUUGCUCCCCAGCCAUCCAAUGAUUCAGAACCGGAUGAACCCUAUCCUGUCGAAGAUUCCCAGGUGGACCUAUUCAGUG
Frankliniella occidentalis (western flower thrips) is the source of this 676-nucleotide messenger RNA. RefSeq names its product cyclin-dependent kinase inhibitor 1C-like. The record is from RefSeq and is a predicted model, not a curated record. The annotation marks the transcript as partial. The transcript has 2 exons. NCBI's taxonomy places the organism in Eukaryota, Metazoa, Arthropoda, Insecta, Thysanoptera, Thripidae.